AUGAAGGUACUAUGCGUUGCUGAGAAGAAUUCAAUUGCCAAAUCAGUAUCGCAAAUCCUUGGUGGCGGUAGGUCUACUUCCCGGGCGUCAGGCUAUACUUAUGUUAAGAACUAUGAUUUCAACUUUUAUGGGUUCCCAUUUGCCAACAGAGAGUGCCAAGUGACAAUGACCAGCGUUGCAGGUCAUCUGAGCAGUUUAGAUUUCGAUAAUAGCCAAUACGGCUGGGGUAAAUGUAACAUUUUUGAACUUUUUGAUGCACCACUGAGUGAAUUAAUGGACAAGAAUCAACAAAAGAUUGCAGAGAAUAUCAAAAGAGAGGCUAGAAAUGCUGAUUACCUAAUGAUCUGGACGGAUUGUGAUAGAGAAGGUGAGUACAUUGGAUGGGAAGUGUUCCAGGCUGCACAGAAGGGCAAUAGACGACUGACUGAUGGACUGGUAUAUCGUGCUAUAUUCUCGCAUUUGGAAAGAUCCCACAUAUUAAACGCAGCUAAGAACCCUGGAAAAUUGGACAUGCGCAGUGUAAGUGCCGUGGGAACCAGAAUAGAACUAGACUUGAGGACUGGUGUUUCAUUCACUAGGCUACUAACUGGAACAAUGGGGAAAAAGGUACAAGAAGCAAAUAACAUAUCCAAUGAUAGGUCGAACGGUAACUCGAGAGCAGGCAAUAAGAAUGAAAAGGUCAUUAUCUCAUACGGACCUUGCCAGUUUCCCACACUGGGCUUUGUAGUAGAUAGAUAUGAAAGAAUCAAGCAUUUUACACCUGAAGAAUUUUGGUAUAUACAGUUACAAUUAAACGACGAGGCUAAUGGACUUUCGACAACGUUUCAAUGGGAUCGCGGUCACCUCUUUGAUAGACUCAGUGUUUUAGCACUUUAUGAAAAUUCACUUGAAUUUGCAGGAAAUAAAGCAAAAGUUAUUGAUCUUCAAUCGAAACCAACUUCAAAGUAUAGACCUCUCCCUCUAACGACAGUUGAACUACAAAAAAAUUGCGCGAGAUACCUAAGACUCAAUGCGAAGCAGUCAUUAGCUGCAGCAGAAAAAUUAUAUCAAAAGGGAUUUCUUUCCUAUCCUAGAACAGAAACAGAUAUUUUCCCAGCAACAAUGGAUUUGAGAUCAUUAGUCGAGAAACAGGCACAAUUGGACGAAUCGACUAACUCCAAUAAAACGGCAUGGGCAUCAUAUGCUGCAAAUUUAAUAUCAGAAAAUCCAGAAACAAAUAACAGGUUCAAAUUUCCACGUAGUGGUUCUCAUGAUGAUAAAGCGCAUCCUCCAAUUCAUCCAAUUACUAGUUUAGCGCCAAACGCACAAAUUGAUUCAAUCGAAAGAAGGGUGUAUGAGUACGUUGCCAGACAUUUCCUUGCAUGUUGCUCUGAGGAUGCCAAGGGCCAAACCAGUACACUGACACUCGAUUGGGCUGAAGAAAAAUUUACUGCCAGUGGACUAGUCGUCUUAGAGAGAAAUUUCUUGGACGUCUAUCCGUGGGCAAAGUGGGAAACCACAAAGCAGCUACCAAGAUUAGAAAUCAAUCAAGAAUGUGAAAUUAGUAAGGCAGAAAUGAGAUCAGGAAGCACAUCUCCGCCAAAACCCAUGACUGAAAGUGAACUGAUCAUGCUGAUGGAUGCCAACGGGAUUGGCACGGAUGCAACAAUAGCAGAGCAUAUCGAGAAGAUUAAAGCACGAAAUUAUAUCAGAAGUGAGAAAAGUGGUAAAGAAACAAACCUUCAUCCGACAGUUCUUGGCAUUGCGCUCGUUCACGGAUUUGAAGCGAUAGGUCUAGAAGACUCAUUUGCUAAACCGUUUCAAAGAAGGGAGAUGGAAGAGGAUUUGAAAAAAAUCUGCCAGGGUGAGCUGACGAAGAGGGAAGUCCUAGCUGAUAUCAUCGAAAAGUAUCGAGGAUAUUGGACUAAGACAAAUCAAUCAAAAAACACUUUACUAGAGGUGUAUGAAAGGCUUAGAACAAGAAUUAGCUAA
Molecule: messenger RNA, 1971 nt
Organism: Kazachstania africana CBS 2517
Lineage: Eukaryota; Fungi; Ascomycota; Saccharomycetes; Saccharomycetales; Saccharomycetaceae
Gene: TOP3
Product: DNA topoisomerase 3
Exons: 1
Coding region: 1-1971 (656 amino acids)
Biological process (GO): DNA topological change
Cellular component (GO): nucleus
Molecular function (GO): DNA binding; DNA topoisomerase type I (single strand cut, ATP-independent) activity
Source: RefSeq, a predicted model, not a curated record